UUUUGUUAAUAAUCGAAAAAUGGAUAUUGGGGAUGUUCAAAGUUCCAGUAAACGUGUUCCGGAUGAAGUUGGACUCAAAUGCCAGAAAUUGUUUCAAGAUUUCCUCGAAGAGUUUAAAGAAGAUGGAAUUGUAAAAUAUUUGGAGCCAGCAAAGGAACUCAUAAGCCCAGAACAUUACACCUUAGAAGUAACUUUUGACGAUGUAGACGAAUAUAAUCAAGUACUAUCCACAACUAUAGUCGAAGAAUAUUACAGGGUGUACCCAUAUUUGUGCCAAGCAUUGGCCAAUUUUGUCAAAGAUGUAACUGACUUAAGAAAAGAUAAAGAAUGUUACGUUAGUUUCGUAGAAGUUCCAACAAGGCAAAAGCUAAGGGAACUAAAUUCAGCAAAAUUAGGUACCCUGAUACGAAUAUCGGGCCAAGUAAUACGAACGCAUCCGGUCCAUCCGGAACUAAUUCUCGGAACGUUCAUUUGCACAGAUUGCAACGGUGUAAUUAAAAAUGUGGAGCAACAAUUUAAAUUUACAAAUCCGACAAUUUGUCAUAAUCCAGUGUGUAAUAAUAGACGUCGUUUCAUGCUGGACGUGGAUAAUUCAGUAUUCGUGGAUUUUCAAAAGAUUAGAGUGCAGGAAACGCAAGCAGAGCUUCCUAAGGGAUGCAUUCCCCGAUCGCUCGAAGUUAUUUUACGAUCGGAAGCCGUCGAAACAGUACAGGCUGGGGAUAGAUACGAUUUUACGGGAACUCUUAUAGUUAUACCAGACGUUGGGGUUCUGUCUGCUCCUGGUGUACAGCUCAAUAAACAGAGACGACAAAAGUCUGCGGACCAAGGAGAAGGUCUAACCGGCCUGAAAUCAUUAGGAACCAGAGAACUCACGUACAAAACUGCGUUCCUAGCCUGUAGCGUCACGCCAACAAGCUUUAGAUUCGGUGGGACGGAAACAAACAUGGAGGAGAUAUCUCAAGAAAUGAUGAAGAAACGAAUGACAGAGGCGGAAUGGAAUCGUAUAUACGAAAUGAGUCGCGAUAAAAAUCUGUACCAAAACCUCGUUAAUAGUUUGUUUUCGUCGAUACAUGGCAACGAUGAAGUUAAAAAGGGAAUCACUUUGAUGCUCUUUGGGGGCGUUGGGAAGACAACGUUGGAAGGCACCUCGUUGCGUGGCGACAUAAAUUGUUGCAUAGUUGGAGACCCCAGCACGGCAAAGUCUCAGUUUCUAAAGAGCGUUGCUGAAAUCACUCCAAGAGCAAUUUACACUUCCGGGAAAGCGUCUUCCGCGGCUGGGUUAACAGCGGCGGUAGUUAGAGACGAAGAAUCGCCUGAUUUCGUGAUCGAAGCCGGUGCUUUGAUGCUUGCCGAUCAGGGUAUUUGUUGUAUCGACGAGUUCGAUAAAAUGGAGAUCAGAGAUCAAGUCGCUAUACACGAAGCCAUGGAGCAGCAAACAAUUUCAUUGGCCAAGGCUGGUGUAAGGGCAACUUUGAAUGCUCGAACAUCGAUAUUAGCAGCGGCAAAUCCCAUUGGCGGGCGUUACGACAGGAAAAAGUCUUUGCAACAGAAUGUUCAGUUAACGGCGCCCAUUAUGUCCAGAUUCGAUUUGUUUUUUAUUAUAGUCGAUGAAUGUAACGAAAUCGUCGAUAACGCGAUCGCUAAACGAAUCGUUGAUCUACACUGCGACAAUUGGCAAGAUUUCGAGGCUGUGUACUCGCAAUCUGAAAUUGUUCGUUACAUCAAUUUUGCCAAACAUUUUAAGCCUAUAUUGAGCCAGGAAGCUGCAGAUUAUUUGGUCGAUAGUUAUACAACGCUUAGGCAAAGAACUGGUAGCAGUUCUGGAAAGUGGAGGGUCACCGUUCGACAGUUAGAAAGUCUUAUCAGAUUGUCAGAAGCAAAAGCUAAAUUAGAGUGUUUAGAUGAAGUUUCCGUGAAACACGUGAAAGAAGCAAAACGUUUAUUAAGUAAAAGUAUCGUGACUGUGGAACAGCCAGAUAUAGAUUUAGAAGAACCCGAUGAUCUGAACGCGGACGUCAAUAUAGAUGAUGCUCCGCCGCUUAUGGCUGCUCUUAACGCGUUGGACGACGAUAGGGCAACCGACACGCCUCGAACUGAAAUCACGGAUAAAAAGAAGUUAACAAUGUCCUUUGAAGAGUACAAAAGUUUAUCUAAUAUGUUGGUAUUGUAUAUGAGGAACGAAGAAACUCGCGCUGAAACCUCUCCUUCAGAUGAUAUUAAAGGCGGUCUAAGGAAGUCGGAACUAGUAGCCUGGUAUCUUGAUCAAAUACAAGAUCAAAUAGAUUCGGAGGAAGAACUACUGGAAAGGAAAAAUUUUAUCGAAAAAAUUAUCGACAGAUUGACAUAUCAUGAUCAAAUUAUCAUUCCUCUUACAACGGCUGAACUUAAACGGAAGGGUAAGCAUGACGAAGAAGAAGAAGAUGAUCCGUUGCUCGUUGUACACCCUAAUUACAUUAUCGACAUCUAAGCUGCAACAGAAAUUUGUAAAAAAAAUAAUGAACCA
Messenger RNA from Colletes gigas, 2503 nucleotides. It is a transcript of the gene Mcm6, whose product is annotated as DNA replication licensing factor Mcm6. Gene Ontology annotation, cellular component: MCM complex; nucleus. The coding region runs from base 20 to 2467 and encodes 815 amino acids. Gene Ontology annotation, molecular function: single-stranded 3'-5' DNA helicase activity; single-stranded DNA binding; ATP binding. Gene Ontology annotation, biological process: DNA replication initiation; mitotic DNA replication; double-strand break repair via break-induced replication. NCBI's taxonomy places the organism in Eukaryota, Metazoa, Arthropoda, Insecta, Hymenoptera, Colletidae. The record is from RefSeq and is a predicted model, not a curated record. The transcript has 11 exons.